This is a messenger RNA of Stylophora pistillata, 1743 nucleotides long. Its product is annotated as nuclear factor NF-kappa-B p105 subunit. The record is from RefSeq and is a predicted model, not a curated record. Gene Ontology annotation, biological process: cellular response to tumor necrosis factor. NCBI's taxonomy places the organism in Eukaryota, Metazoa, Cnidaria, Anthozoa, Scleractinia, Pocilloporidae. Gene Ontology annotation, cellular component: cytosol. Gene Ontology annotation, molecular function: NF-kappaB binding.
UCUAACACGAAGGAGAGUGAGAGUGUGUGUAAAGCAUUCCAUAGCCCAGUUUUAUUUUGUAUUAAUUUGUUUCUUAGAGAACUGUAAACUGUUUGUGUAUCGUAAGAAAUCUUUGUUCAGUAAGAUGGAUUCAACCACAAGUGGGCAACGAAAGCUCAUUCCGCGCGGAGCGAUGCCAACCGCUCUGUUACAACAGAAAAUGUUAUCCAUUCCUCGAGCUGAUGGAAAGUCCGUUAGCGCCAGCUUUCAGUGUGACUCUGGAUUUGGUGACGACGAAGAAUUGCGCUCUCGAAGCAUAGAAAGAAACAAUGAAGUAACCAGCUUGCAUAGCGUAGAAGAAAGGACCGAAAAUUUGUCGAUCGAGGACCCUGAAACGGAUACACGACACCCUUCCUCGGAAUCACAAGAUUCGUCGCUUUUGAAAAACGAAGAACUUUAUCUAAACUAUGCUCACACUAACGACGUGAGAUAUCUAUUAGCUCAGGACCACGUUAGAAAGCAGUUAUAUCUUCAAGACGACGAUGGUGAUACAGCUCUUCAUUUGUCGAUUAUUAACAUGAAACCAAUGGAAACAGAUGCGAUAAUCUCAGUUGCACCGUGUAGAGAAUGCCUCGACAUUCCCAAUGAUCUAAAACAGACGCCUCUUCACUUAGCGACAAUCACCCGACAGCCCGCCGCAAUCCGCAGACUUCUGGAAGCCGGAGCUUGGCUAAAUAUUCCCGAUCGCCAUGGGAGAACAGCUUUACACUUAGCUUGCGAACAAGGAGAUAUUGACUGCGUAAAGGAGAUCGUAAGACCCCUGCACGAUAAACGAUGGGGUGACGAGACCAACGAGAAAGUAUAUAACAUGCUUCACGAGCGAGACUUUGAUGGAUAUACUGCUUUACACAAGGCUGUGUUUUCAAGCAAUGUUCAAAUUGCUUCUUAUCUGGUGUCUCUUGGGGCUAAUGUUAACGUUCAGGAUGGUAAGAGUGGACGCUCCCCACUUCAUCAUGCAGUCGAGGCAGGUAAUCUGUCCAUGAUCAACUGCCUUCUGUACCAGUGCCAUGCAGACCCAGAUGCUAUGACAUUUGGUGAAGUGACACCUCUUCAUAUUGCGGCAGGGCGGGGUAUGGAAUCUGUGGUAGCUUUGUUAUUGGCUGCUGGUUCUGAUCCAAGCCUAACAAACUAUGAGGGUGAAUCACCGCUUAAUGUUGCUGCCUCUAAACAGGUGAUUACUAAUGGAGCCCUUAUGUUGAAAUCUCUCAGAUUCAUGACAUGGUAAAGUUUACCUCCUAAACCUCAAAGAUAUCAUGAGGGAGCAAGAAUUGAAAGAGUGGAUUUCAACACCUACUAGAUAUUUAAAACAAAAAAGCUGUCAUCAGGGAAGACUGUUUAACUUUCAAGCGCGCUUGCAGAAUUGACGUGAUCACACUUUGAAUUUAUCAAUAGUGAUUCAAACCUAGGAUAUUUCCAGAGUUUUGAGACUAAUCCCCAUUAGCAAUUUGCUGACAUUUUGCUCUAUGAAAUUUGUGCACACCAUGUUGCUAAGUAUUAUUGAAAAAAAAAAGUUUUUUUUAGCCACAUACUUGUCCCAUAAAAUUACAGAUUUUGCUAUGUAUAUAGACAAAGUAAGAACUUAACUUAGAACGGACUCUCGUGUUAGACUUGGUUAAACUGAAAGAUUUCUUUUGUGAGAACAUAUGCAAAAAUAUCUCAGAUCAAAUAAAAUCUACUUGCAAAAUAAUGCAUCUCCAGUAUUUA